CACAUCCUUUGUCUUGUAAUUCUUCAUUUGCUGCGCCUCCUUUCCACCGCCGUUCAUGGACCCCUCUAAUUUGACCCUCAACAAAUCUCCUAGAAGGGAACUUCAAGGCCCCCGUCCAACGCCGCUCAAGGUCCACAAAGACUCGCACAAGAUCAAGAAGCCUCCGUUGGCACCGCAGACGAGGCAACCGGUCAUAAUCUACGACGUGUCGCCGGAAGUCAUCCAUACAAACCCUAGUGACUUCAUGGCCCUAGUCCAACGCCUGACUGGCUCAUCUUCCUCCAAUUGUUCAUCGUCGGUUCCCUCUUCCACAUCUACUCCGUUCAACCAUGACGGCGGUGAAAUUUCGCCCGCCGCAAGGUACGCCACUGUAGAGAAGGCAAAUACGUCACCAGAAGGGAAGAAGAAGCAGCUGGCAGUGGAAAAAAUAGGGUCUGUGGAGGGGAUUGAGAUCGGACAUGGGGUUGAGAGGACAAGUUUGUUUUCGGGGAUCUUGUCCCCGGGGCCAACGUCACUUCCACCAAUAUCGCCAAACUUCUUUUGGCCGGCGCUGUCGACUGAUCCUAACUCUUUCAGCUUCAUCCAAGACUUGAUCAGUCCGGUGAUUCAUGGUAACAAGAAUUUCAUAGAGGGCAGCUUUAUGCCUAGUCCUUCAAGCUUCGUUUCUCCUACUCCAUCUAUUGACCUUUUCAAUAAUUUCUUUGACAAUUAGAUUUAGAUAUAAUUUUUUCCAUUUGUAACAAGAAUAAUUUCUUCUCAAGGGGAAAGAUAGUUAUAAUUAAUUAGAUAUGAUUUUUUUUUUCCAUUUGUAUUUUGUUAAUUUUGAUUAUUUUUGGAGAGAAAUAUUACUGAAAGUAUACUGUGUAAUUGAUAUUAAUAGUUUGAAGGAAUGGAGGACAAAAAUGGGAAUAUACAUGGUGUGCCUUCUGUAGCUAGGUUUAGCAACUUGGAAACUUCUUAAUGAACUUUAUCGUAUUAC
This is a messenger RNA of Rubroshorea leprosula, 979 nucleotides long. The record is from the annotation of a GenBank genome assembly. NCBI's taxonomy places the organism in Eukaryota, Viridiplantae, Streptophyta, Magnoliopsida, Malvales, Dipterocarpaceae.